GGUAAGUUCAAGGGGCCUUUCAACUUACGCUUGCGCGAAGCUACAUCAGUAUUCUUAAAGGCUUAAAGAUCAGUUCAUUUACCACGAGGACCGCGAAUGUUCAUCUUGCACUGCCUCAGUGCAACCGACUCCCAUUUUGAUAUCGACUUAAUAUGGUGCUUGGCUGAGGCUGCACGCAGCACAGGCUAUCAAAGAUACCCCAAACUUGAUGUUCACUUGGCGAGAUUUGUCAUGUCUUUGUUAGUCAAUGAUGCGGUGUUUGUCAUUGACACCGUCGUGAGGACCACAUCAGUCGUUUCUACUAGUAAGCACUGCGUCAGACUCGGACCCGGACGCAAAAGAACAAUAUAAACCCCACACAUGGGCGUCUAAAAAAAGUCCGCAACUACUAAGUAAUAUCCAACUCCAGUAUGUAUUACAUCGCCGGCCUCGCUCUAAACCCACCACCCCCACAAGCCAUAGAUGGACUCGCCGUCCUCACCACCUUAAAAUUCAUGCACUAUUGCAUAUCUACGAAUCUCGCCAUCGCCCCAGUCGCCAAAGCAGAAGCAGGCUCCAUCCGCACAAUGCCGUCCUCCUUCAUCGGCAAGGUCGUAACCCAUAUACACGCCAUCGCGACUUUCAUCCCACCCGUGACGUACGUGCUCUGCGUCACCUUUAACCGGUUCACGCAGCCUGCAUGGAUGCAGCGCAUGAGCCUACCUAAUAACUAUAUGACGCAUGAUUCCGGGGUGGUGCUAAGAGUCGCAGCAUGCGCAUCGACGGUGUUGUUCCUCAGAUUCAUCGGACUCACGUCCAAGCACCUCGGGAAUCAGUGGCAUGCGAUCGGGAGACGCGAGAAGCCUAAAGUCGUGCAGACAGGUCCAUACGCGGUGGUGCGUCACCCAUUAUACACGGAGAUGCUCAUCCAGGAUGUGCUUUUUGCGGUGAUGUUCUGGUCUUAUGCACCACUUGUGGGACUUGGUAUCACUGCUGCCGCGUUCGCUGUCAAGAUGCCUAUCGAGGAGGAGCUUAUCAUGAAGGAUUCCGCAGUUGCUGCGGAAUACCGCGCAUAUAUGCAGAGAGUGCCCGCGCGCAUCAUUCCGUUCCUCUGGUGAUGUGCCUUUUUUUCCUAUACAGUAAUAUAGUGGCAUUUGUGUUUGUCUCGCACAACACUCCACUGUGGCACUUUUUCAUCAAACUUUUUGGUGGAUUAUAUAGGUUUUAUACAGGACUAUGUAUUCGCAGCAUUGAUAGGUACGAAAGAGUGUAGAUUCUUGUGCGACCUUUUGUUUUGUUCUUAAAUUUUCACAAUUUUAGGUCCCAAUGCGUGAUAUGUUGACAUCCGACUCUGAAACUGAUGUAUAUAACCUCUAUACACAAUACCAUUGUAUUCCGCAGGUGAUCAAAUGAGUGAGUGCAUUGCCAGAGCAAUGUC
Molecule: messenger RNA, 1417 nt
Organism: Suillus paluster
Lineage: Eukaryota; Fungi; Basidiomycota; Agaricomycetes; Boletales; Suillaceae
Exons: 5
Coding region: 411-1097 (228 amino acids)
Biological process (GO): C-terminal protein methylation
Cellular component (GO): membrane
Molecular function (GO): protein C-terminal S-isoprenylcysteine carboxyl O-methyltransferase activity
Source: RefSeq, a predicted model, not a curated record